CUUGAAACGAAGGUGGAGGCAGGAGUGAAGGCAGGCACACCCUUUCCUAGAAGUAGUAUCGCAAAUAUAGGCUGCAGAUGAAGAAAUGAGGAGUUUGAGAAGAAGCACGGACAGAACCCAUUGAAGGACCAGGAAGCUCUGUCUCGACUGUCUCGAAAAUGCGAAGACGCUAAACGUCAAUUGUCUAUCGCAGAAACGGCUAAAAUUGGAGUGACCCUCUUCGGCAUCAAAUUUGAAACUUCAAUCACCCGCGCCCGCUUUGAGGAACUAAAUAAAGAUCUCUUCCUUUCCACCAUAGAAAUAGUAAAUCAGGUUCUCAAGGAUGCCAACAUGGAUAAGGCUUCCAUCGAUGAGGUAGCACUUGUUGGUGGCUCUACUCGCAUUCUAAAAAUUCAAGACUUGGUGACAACAUUCUUCGGGGCCAACAAAAUUUGCCAAAACAUCAAUCCUGACGAAGCUGUCGCCUAUGGCGCUGCUGUUCAAGCCGCAAUAUUGCGAAAGGAAUUGAGUGGAGAGGUGCUGGUUAUGGAUGUCACUGGAUUAUCCAUGGGGAUUGAAGUGAUAGGAGGGUUGAUGUCAAUUGUAGUCAAGAGGAACACUCAAAUUCCCUUCAAAAAAACAAAGGGAUACACUACUACGAAAGAUAAUCAAACUGCAGUGACGUGCAGUGUAUACCAGGGAGAGCGGCAAAUGAUAAAAGAUAACUGUCUUCUUGGAAGUUUUUCACUGUGUAACAUCCCGCCUGCUCCCAAGGGUGUUCCGAAGUUUGAAGUCACCUUUGAAAUGGAUGCAAAUGGCAUCCUCCAAGUGUCUGCUGUGGAUAGACUCUCUGGUACAAUGAACAAGAUCGAGAUAAGCUAUAAAGAUCGUGUAACGAAAGAGGAUAUUGAGAGAAUGGUCGAGGAUGCCAAGAAACACCGUGAAGAGGACGAGCUGAAUAUGAAGUGCCUGAAAGCUAAAAACUCCUUGGAAUCCUAUGCAAUUCGAAUAAAAAGCACCAUCGAAGAUGAGAACAACAAAAGUUUCCCUGAGUCAGACAAGAAGAAAGUAUUGGACAAAUGUGAAGAAACCAUGAAGUGGCUUGGUACCAUGGAGAGAGCCAAUUUGGAGGAAUACGAGCGCAUGCAAGAGGAGCUAGAGAGCCUGUACAACCCUAUCAUUACCAAGAUGUACGAGAAUCCAAGCAGUUCCGACAGCGACUCCUCAGACCUCUCGGAUACCAAUGAAGAUGCUAAAAAUUAGCUACUUCUAAAUUGAAGCAUAAUUGUAUUGCUCUAUAUUAAUUCUGCAUAUAGAAGGCGCAUUAUCGCACACUUGCUUACAGUUGUCAUUUUAUUAAGGGUAUCCAGCAAAUUCAAUGGUGACGUUGAUCAAUUUCGAUGAUGAAUUCGAAAAUCUGGCAUCCGAGAAGAGGAUAAUAAAUAUAUUAAUAUAUAUAUAAUAAUGAGGAUGGCAGAACCUCAAAUCCCCUCACAGUUGAAUCAGCAAUUUUCAUAUUUUUUUAUAUUCUGAA
Darwinula stevensoni is the source of this 1513-nucleotide messenger RNA. Lineage: Eukaryota; Metazoa; Arthropoda; Ostracoda; Podocopida; Darwinulidae. The record is from the annotation of a GenBank genome assembly.